Messenger RNA from Danaus chrysippus (African queen), 2472 nucleotides. The record is from the annotation of a GenBank genome assembly. NCBI's taxonomy places the organism in Eukaryota, Metazoa, Arthropoda, Insecta, Lepidoptera, Nymphalidae.
AUGGCUUUCAACACGGACAGCGUUCGACGAGCGACUGACGCGCUGCGAGGGGAUCGCGGCAAUGCAUCGUUACAAAAUGGCGUCGCUUAUUCAAACCAGCUAACAGAGCUGCCACGUGAAGUAUGCCUGAUGCCAUUGCAAGUCCUCCUUCUCCAGGACAACUUACUCACAAGUCUUCCGAAAGAGAUUGGCAAGAUGACGUCACUAGCUGAACUAGACGCUUCCAAUAAUAAAAUAACCCAAGUGCCCAUGACGUUGGGCGACUGCACAGGUCUACGGUGUCUGGAUCUUAGUAACAACCAACUGGGGCUGUUACCAUUACAGAUCACAUACCUUCGUCUGGAACACCUUGACGUGAGCUGCAAUUGUAUUUCGUCUUUACCUCUGGAGUUGCGAAAUAUGACCACCAUCAUAACUCUGAACUUAGACAAUAAUCCACUUGUGUCACCUCCAACUACUAUUUGCAUGCGCGGGCGCGUGCAUAUAUUCAAAUAUUUGGAGAACAUGUCCAACAAGGAUACCUUGCAGCACAGAAGAGUUGAUGAGACGAGACGAACAGCGAAACACACGUCAUACAUCAGCUCACCAAAUAACCAGAUAACGUCUGGUAACGCGACCAUUGACUGUUUGAGACACAAGCCUAGACACGUUGUGGAUAGUGGGUACUGCACUGACGGAGUAGAGAAGAGAUGGUCCAAUGAUGGUGGCUGUGAGACGGGCGGAGGCUCUGGUCGCUCCACACCCAGUACCCCGUCCACGUUGUCCCCGGCCACGCUGUCCAGGGCGCAGUCCCUCUCCAGCGAGUCCCCCCUCGCACCACUAACACCCGUCCUCACCGGCGUCCGUAUAUCACCCGAUGGGAAUGUAUCCGGCGAGGAUAAGAGUAAAUUAGCUCAUCAACAAACAUACAGACAAUACAAAGAAGCCUUAAGACAGCAGCGUCAACAGGACGUGUACCGGCCCCGCACUGACCAGCCCUCCCCCGAGCUCGACUCCCCACAAACACAAAGCCCGGUCCACUUCCAGAAAUCCCCACACUCCCCCAUCAACGGAUACAGUAACGUAUCACCAUAUAACAGAUCUCUAUCCAACAAUUCCUCCCCAAACACACCAAAUGUUCCAAACAGCCCCAGCUCCCCCGUCCUACAUUCGACCCCGAGGAGGCUAGCCCAAAACGGCAACACCGACAAAGAAGAAACAAAACGACCUGUCCAAAAAGUCGUCCCGUCACGUAACGUUAACAAAAUGUACACAUCCGUCAACGGUAAUAUAGAUUACACGAAAUUGAACGGCGACCUGUACACUAAGCCGACGUCUCCGACCAAAUCACCGACCAGUAGUCUAGGAUAUAAUAGUAUUAAAUCGAAUAUACCGAGACAGAACGGCGACGCUAAGCUUUUUACAACAGCGGUGUCGUAUUUGAAAGGUGCUGGAAAUAAACCGAGCGGGAAAAUAGCUUGGAACAAAGAAACGGCGCCCGAGAAACUCAGCUUCACUAUGAAGAGGGAGUUUGAUAAACAGAAGGAGGAAACGGAGUUAUUGCAGCAACUUAGAACGAUAAUAGAGUCCCGGCUGAAGAUGUCUCUCCCCGAGCAGCUGGCGCCGGUGUUAUCUGAUGGGGUGGUGUUGUGUCACCUCGCCAACCACGUGCGUCCGCGGGCCGUCGCCUCAGUACAUGUACCCUCGCCCGCACAGCCAAAGUUAACAAUGGCAAGGUGCAGGCGGAAUGUCGACAAUUUCUUGGAGGCCUGUCGAAGAAUCGGCGUUGAGGAAGAGGAUAUCUGCUCGCCAGAGGACAUUGGUGACGAAACCAGCAUACGACCUCUCGCGGUCACAGUCCAAGCUCUACUGGCACACGCCACGCGCUCGCCAAAGGAUAUCCAACCCAACGACCAAUCAACAACGGAACUGGAACCUGUGACAAAUCAGAGCCCGGAACCAGAAGAGUUUUCCACCAAUCACAACCAAGUAUUCCACAGCAUUGAACUAGACUACAGACAACAUAGAUACAGCGAAGACAGGUAUAUAAGCAACUUCAAUUGCAACCAGAAUUACACAUUCGACGAGUCAGAAGAAUUUCAACUCAACUGUGAGAACAAUAACGCCGAAACUCAGAAUGUCUAUACGCCAGUUUAUAAUAAUGAGCUGAGAAUUAGAGGACCUUAUUAUCAGAAGAAUAAGAUUCAAUUCGUGACGCCGUUCUGUAAAGGUGAUGGUGUAUUGAAGAGUGAUAAUUUUGAAAUAUAUGAUACUGAUGAAGUAGAUUUUCCUAUGGAUUUGAUCAGCGAGGAAGUAGAUUCAAACAGAUAUGACAGAGAGAGGAUGAAUCUCGAUUUACAAUCCAAUUAUACUGUGAAUACAAAGAUACAAACUGAAUCUGCAAAGGAUAGAGAAAAUAGGAUCUUCUACACUUGUCUAUGUAUUGGAAGCUUUUUGGCAUCGACGAUUUUCCUCAUUCUAUAUCCUUUAUAA